Molecule: messenger RNA, 1522 nt
Organism: Cyclopterus lumpus (lumpfish)
Lineage: Eukaryota; Metazoa; Chordata; Actinopteri; Perciformes; Cyclopteridae
Gene: fam50a
Product: family with sequence similarity 50 member A
Exons: 13
Coding region: 165-1193 (342 amino acids)
Biological process (GO): chromatin organization
Cellular component (GO): nucleus
Source: RefSeq, a predicted model, not a curated record
ACUCGGUCGCCGCCAUUUUUAUUGUUGUGGUGUGCCGGGAGGUCUGUCUUUCACAGUUCUGGGAAGUAGGAGAAAACAAAUCUACUACUAAAUACUUCAGAAUUUAGAUUUUUUUCUUUGUUGUUUGUCGAAUAAACUUCACAACAGCGCGCAGAGAAAGCAACAUGGCGCAGUACAAAGGCGCUGCCAGCGAGGCUGGGAGAGCCAUGCAGCUGAUGAAAAAGAGAGAAAAGGAAAGAGAGCAGCUCGAACAGCUCAAGCUAAAGAUUGCAGAGGACAACAUGGUGAAGUCCAACAUCGACAAGAAGUUCUCCGCUCACUACGACGCAGUCGAGGCCGAGCUCAAGUCCAGCACAGUCGGUCUGGUGACGCUGAAUGACAUGAAGGCCAAGCAGGAGGCGCUGGUGAAGGAGAGGGAGAAACAGCUGGCCAAGAAGGAGCAGUCCAAGGAGCUCCAGCUCAAACUCGAGAAGCAGAAGGAGAAGAAGCGAAAGGAGGAGCAGAAGAGGAAGAUCGCCAGUUUAUCGUUCAACCCGGAGGACGAGGGAGAAGGGGGGGAGGAGGAGGAGGAAGAGGAGAACGAUGAUGACGACGAGGAGGAAGAGGAGGUGGACUACUGUCCAGCGAGGAAGAAGUAUUUGGGGAAAAAUCCAGACGUGGACACAAGUUUCCUUCCGGACCGAGACAGAGAGGAGGAGGAGAAUCGUCUCAGAGAGGAACUCAGGCAGGAGUGGGAGCUCAAACAGGAGAAGAUCAAGAGUGAGGAGAUUGAGAUCACGUUCAGCUACUGGGACGGCUCUGGCCAUCGUAAGACUGUCAAGAUGAAGAAGGGAAAUACCAUCCAGAACUUCCUGCAGAGGGCGCUGGAGGUCCUCAGAAAGGACUUCAGCGAGCUCAGGUCUGCAGGAGUGGAGCAGCUGAUGUACAUCAAAGAGGAUCUGAUAAUCCCACACCACCACAGUUUCUACGACUUCAUCGUCACCAAAGCCAGAGGCAAAUCUGGGCCUCUCUUCAGCUUCGACGUCCACGAUGACAUCCGACUGGUGAACGACGCCACCGUUGAGAAAGACGAGUCUCAUGCAGGUAAAGUGGUGCUGAGGAGCUGGUAUGAGAAGAACAAGCACAUCUUCCCCGCGAGUCGCUGGGAGCCGUACGAUCCUGAGAAGAAAUGGGACAAAUAUACGAUCCGGUGAAACAGCUGUCCUCUCCGGCCUCUGGAAUCCCCUGAUGCAAACGUGUUGUUGUUACCUUCCUUCUGAUUUUACUCUGACAUAUUUCAUCGAUGCUUUAUCAGGAUUUGAUCAAAGUAUUGAUCCUUUUUUUUAUUUUUUUUUAUUCUUUCUAUUUGAAAUACUAGUGUAACCCCCCCCCCCCCCCCCCCCCCAAAAAAAAGAUGUAUUUGAACAGCCACCGCAAUGUUUCCUGUGAAAACAACCCCAGCGCUCACACGUGUACAGCGAGUCGCAGCAUCAAUGCUUAAUAAACAUGAACCUGGCUGAGGAUUCUUGGCUCCCGUUGAAAA